AUGCUUAUCGAAACAAUUGGCCCACUUAAAAAAAAGAAUCUAACUUUACAUGAAUUUAAAAUAUCAGAGGCAGAAAGUGCCAAUGAAUCAAGUGAUAAAGAUUCAGUGCUUUGGUAUACUGAGGAAUUGGAAAAUAUUGCAAAGGAAACCUUACAACUUCUAAUGUAUAGUGUAAAAAGCAUCAUCCCAUCCAAACGUUCUUUAUGCUAUUUAGGAAAUUCUUUCCGAAUCCAAAGAAAACGCAAAGCCAAAGAAAAAAAUGUUGCUGUUGAACAUAAAAAAAAGAAUACCGAUUUUUUUAAUUUUACAUCAACUAAAAAGCUAACUUAA
Funneliformis geosporum is the source of this 330-nucleotide messenger RNA. The record is from the annotation of a GenBank genome assembly. NCBI's taxonomy places the organism in Eukaryota, Fungi, Glomeromycota, Glomeromycetes, Glomerales, Glomeraceae.